Molecule: messenger RNA, 1596 nt
Organism: Cheilinus undulatus (humphead wrasse)
Lineage: Eukaryota; Metazoa; Chordata; Actinopteri; Labriformes; Labridae
Product: acetylcholine receptor subunit alpha
Exons: 9
Coding region: 1-1338 (445 amino acids)
Biological process (GO): nervous system process; chemical synaptic transmission; monoatomic ion transmembrane transport
Cellular component (GO): synapse; neuron projection; postsynaptic membrane
Molecular function (GO): transmembrane signaling receptor activity; acetylcholine-gated monoatomic cation-selective channel activity
Source: RefSeq, a predicted model, not a curated record
AUGUGUUUGAGGAGGAGCUUCACCUGGGCUUCUUCAGAUGAAACCCGUCUGGUCAAAACCCUCUUCACUGGCUACAAUAAGGUUGUGCGUCCCGUCACUCACUUCAAGGAGCCCGUGGUUGUAACUGUGGGGCUUCAGCUCAUCCAGCUCAUCAGCGUGGAUGAGGUCAACCAAAUCGUGAGCAGUAACGUGCGGCUGAAACAGCAAUGGAAAGAUGUGAACUUGCAGUGGAACCCGGAGGAUUACGGCGGUAUCAGAAAGAUCAGAGUUCCCUCCACUGACAUUUGGCGCCCUGAUCUAGUUCUCUACAACAACGCCGAUGGGGACUUUGCCAUCGUACAUGAGACCAAAGUGUUGCUGGAGUAUACGGGGAUGAUCACAUGGAACCCACCUGCCAUCUUCAAGAGCUACUGUGAAAUUAUCGUGCUGCAUUUCCCCUUUGACCUCCAGAACUGCAGUAUGAAGCUGGGGACUUGGACCUAUGAUGGAAACCUGGUCGUCGUUAAUCCUGACAGUGACCGCCCUGAUCUGAGCAACUUUAUGGAGAGUGGAGAGUGGGUCAUGAAGGAUUUCCGUGGCUGGAAGCACUGGGUGUACUACGCCUGCUGCCCAGAUACCCCCUACCUGGACAUCACCUACCACUUCCUCAUGCUGAGGCUCCCUUUGUACUUCAUCGUCAACGUCAUCAUCCCCUGCAUGCUCUUCUCCUUCCUGACAGGACUGGUCUUCUAUCUCCCCACAGACUCUGGUGAGAAGAUGACUCUGAGCAUCUCCGUCUUACUCUCUCUCACUGUGUUCCUGCUGGUCAUCGUUGAGCUGAUCCCCUCUACCUCCAGCGCUGUCCCACUCAUUGGGAAGUACAUGCUCUUCACCAUGGUCUUUGUCAUUGCCUCCAUCAUCAUCACCGUCAUUGUCAUCAACACACACCACCGCUCCCCCAGCACGCACACAAUGCCGGACUGGGUCCGCAAGGUUUUUAUUGAGACCAUCCCCAACAUCAUGUUCUUCUCAACAAUGAAACGCCCUGGAAAGGAGAAGCAGGCAAAGACCAUCUAUGGUGCAGAUUUUGACAUCUCAGACAUCUCUGGAAACCAGACCAAUCCCAUCCCCUACCAGUCUCCCAUCACUCAGAACCCUGACGUUCGCAGUGCCAUUGAAGGAGUCAAGUACAUCGCAGAGACCAUGAAAUCAGAUGAGGAAUCCAACAAUGCUGCAGAGGAGUGGAAGUUUGUGGCCAUGGUGUUGGAUCAUAUACUGCUGUGUGUUUUCAUGGCUGUGUGUCUCAUCGGCACAUUAGGAGUGUUUGCAGGCCGUCUCAUUGAACUGAGCCUGCUAUAAAAGCCUGUGCUUCAUUUUUUACCACUUAAAGUUUCUCAGAUUAACUGUGAGGACUCAAAGUCUACAUAUUCUGCAUGUGUCAGUCUUGAUUUUGUUUGCUUUUCUGUUGUUUGGAGAAUGCUUGUACUGUUUUUGUGUUUGUACCAGGAAAUAUAUCUUUGUCUUAUUUUCUAACAGAAAUAGUGUGCUCUUUUAUAAGUAAAUAUAUGUGUGGAAAUGAAAUGUUAAAAUGAUGGGGAACAAACAAAUAAAUGAUUU